AACUGUAGCGCGCUUCCUAAUCGUUAUAUGAAUUUGAUGUCCUCGACCAAGUUGCUUUAAAAGGUAUUGGCUGCAACUUUGAAGAAGGCCAUUUUACUCCAUCUUUUCAAUUAAAAAAGUUUGUCUAAAAAUCAUGUAAAAAAGGGCAUUAUUUGAUAAGCAUCUUUGCUGAAGCCCCCGUUAUGUCUAAAUCUUAUAGUUUCUCCGUUAUUAAUUUUGUCUCGCUAAAUUCUCGUUCUGUACCACUGUGGCAAUGUUACCUACUCAAAGUGCUAAUCAUGCCCUUUAUCAACCUUCAAGAUACUAUACUGCAAUACUGCAUACAAAUCAAUAAGGUCAAGGUUGACAAAAUCACAGAAAAAUCUUUAAUAUCACAAAAUUUUGAGAAAAAUUUCGUCACAGAAUCUGUGUCACAGAUCACAGAUAUUUCAAAGGUUUCACAGAAUUUACAGAUUCUUCCAACUUGGUAGGUACAGAUUUCUACAAUCAGAAAUUUUAAAGUGAUUAUUAACUUUGAAUUUAUUACACUAAUUCAUAAAAACACUUCGACAGUGGUGAUGUGAAUUUAUUUUUCUCGAAUAAAACUUCAAAAAAGUUACAAUCUGUUGAUGUAUCUAUCACAUGUUUUCCAUGAAAACAUUUAAAAGCAUCACAGAAAACCGUUACGAAAUGUUGGUUUCAAAUCACACAAUUGUAGAAUUCUUUUGUCCAUUACACAUAUUUUUUCCGGCAACCUUGGUUGUGGUUGUGAAUGUAAGAUUGUCCUCUUCUAAUGUAAUUCGAAAAAAUCCAGCUUCGGUAAUUACAUUUGAUGUUUGGAGGCCUGAUAAUUCCAGGUUCAACCCCUCCGUCGAUGUUUGUUCCGUUUUAUUGAUUUUAUUGUUCAGCGUCACCCCCUCGCUCGAUUCAAGUUUGCCCAACCAUAGCAACCAAAAUUGUUUACCCACUGACGCUUCCUCAUUCUAGUUGAAGGCUUACGAAAAUGUCAACUGUAGGGAGUGUUUCCGUUGCAACCAGCGAGAGAAAACUAAUUUCGGAAGCGGUCAAAAGUUCAUUUUGUACCGUACCUACGGAAAUUUUGGAUUUCGAUUACUCAUAUGGCUACGACUGCAAGCGCCCCUUCAACUUGUGCCGAAUCGACGAGGAUGUUCUGGUGUUUGCUUCCGGCAAUUUACUGCAUUUUUUCAACAUUUCAACUCGAACCGUAACAACCCGGCGAUGUUCUACGGGAGGUGGCAUCGGAUGCAUCCAGACGAAUCCCAUUCAAGAGCUGCACCAUUUGACCGUGGGCGAAAACGGAACCAAUCCGCCCAUCAUCAUCUACCAAUAUCCGGCGAUGACGGUGGUGAAUAUUCUCGAUAACGGAACCAUCCAGGCCUACAGUCGAAUCGACUACAGUUCCGAUGGGGAGCUGCUGGUGUCGCAAGGAUGUGAACCCGACUAUAUGCUGACGGUGUGGAAUUGGCGCGAGGGCGAGAUUAUCCUGCGGUGCAAAUCUUUCUACAACGACGUUAUCAACGUGAUGUUUUCACCAUCGGUACCGGGUCAGAUAACGUCCUGUGGCUUGGGACAUAUCAAAUUUUGGAAAAUGGCUGAAACUUUUACCGGAUUGAAGCUACAGGGCGAACUAGGACGCUUCGGAAAAACCGAAAUUUCCGACAUUGUCGGAAUCUUUCCGAUGCCAGAUGAAAAGGUCCUCUCCGGCAGCCAGUGGGGAAACAUAUUGGUUUGGGAAGCCGGACUCAUCAAGAUGGAAGUUUGCCGCAAGGGUCGGAAGCCUUGUCACCGAGCACCGAUCACGCAGAUCUCUUCCCGGGGAUCGGAAAUUAUGACCUGUGGUAUGGACGGGUAUAUUCGAGUUUGGUUCUGGGAACCGGUAGAAUUGGCUGAUCCGCCCGAUGAUGAUCGGGUAGUGCAGAUCGAGCCGAUUAUGGAGUUUAAAGUUGGAACGGCUAUUUACGACAGCCAGUUGAUGUGUUUGAUAAGGAAAGAAGGGGAUUUCAAGUGGUACGCACAGGAUGCAAAUGGAGGAAUUUGGCUGUGCGAUAUAACGCCAACGUAUGAAUCAAAGGAGCCUCAACAGCUCAUGAAAUGUCAUACCGGCCCAAUAGUGGCUGUUCAAGCUUGUCCAACUGCAAACUACGUGGCAACUUUGGGUAGCGAUGGCCGUUUGUUCAUGUAUGAUUACGUUCAACGCAAAAUGAUCUUCAACCAUCAAUUCAACUCGAAUGGAUGUGCGAUGCUCUGGUUUCCGAUAACGGUUGAUUCUACGGGAGCAAUCAUAGCGCUGGGCUUUGCUGAUGGAUGUAUAAGAUUAACAGCCGUUAGUUUGGGGGACGACCAAAAAGAGGAACCUGUUCGUCUAAUCCAAGUGAUGAAAUCACACUCCGAUGCAGUCACGGUUCUUUCUAUGAAUUCACGUGAAACAAUUCUGGUUUCCGGAUCGGCAGAUAAAACCAUUUUCGUCCAUCAACUGGUACGUGGUUUACCGCAUAUAAGUAUUGAACCUAUUGGUUUGAUUUACACUCCUUCAGCGGUAUCCACGAUUGAUUGGAAGCCACAUACAUUUGCUACUGUCAUAGUUGGUUGCCGCCAUGGCCAUGUCCUAGAGGCAGAACUUCCGGAAGAGAAACAAGAAUACACAGACACGUCCUUUCACCUGUACACGAUCGACAUAAGGCAACUCACGUUUCAGUCGGUCAAGUCGGAGAUACAAAGGACCAAAAAAUUAGAAGAAAUAGAAAAGAAAAAAGCAGCCAAGCGAUUGAGGAAAAUGGAAUCACUGGAACGUAUCAAAACGGAGAACCCUGGCGUUCAAAUCGAUGAAGAAGCUUUCUUAGAGGACUCAGAAGACGAAGAAGAACUGGAACCACUGUAUAUCCCGAAAAUACCGAAUGCAGUGCUAUGGAUCCAGUAUACGAAAUCCAACACUCUGUGGCUAUCGAUGGGCGGGUACGACGCAGGGUUUGUUUACGAGUACGAUUUUGAUGACGAAGAUCCUAUUUCGUGCACUCCGGUUGCUGGAGCCGAAGAUGUUGAGAUUACGAAGUUCCUCUAUGAUGGAAAUUACAUAAUCUUUGGUAUGGGCGAUGGAUCCAUCCGGGUGAAUCAUGUUAGGCCGGACUUUCGGAACCUGAAGGACUACUUCGCCCUCAACAUGCACUUUAAUCUCAGCGGAAAGGUAACUGAUAUGGCUUUCAGCUACGAUUAUCAGUAUUUGUUCAGCGUUGGCACCGACGGCAAUCUGUUCGCCUACAAGUGGUACGCUGAUCUAACUCCUAUCGAAGCUCCCAAAACGAAAACUCUAGAGAAAGAUAUCGCAACGGUGGAAAACAUCGUGGAUCCCGCAUUUCUUUCCUUGGAACAACAGAAAAUCAAACAGGAAAACGACCGCAAAGCAAAGCUAUUGGAUGAUCGAAAAAAUGCAGUCCUGGAGAAGAUAGCGGUACUGAGGGAGCAAUUCGAAAAGCUCUUGCAUGAAAAUGAAAACCUACCAGAGUCGCAAAGGAUUCCGAUGGAACAGUUUGAUCUGGAUGAACGUAUCACUGCCGAUUUGAAACAGGAGUUGCAGCUGCACAUGGAUUUGGUUCACAGGAAAACGGCUUUCGAUGUUGAAAAGGCUAGACUUUCGGGUGAAAAGUUGAAAGGGUUCUUUCUAGAUGAAAUGGAGAGUAUGCCGAUUGAAGUUCUUGGCAUUAGGGUCAAAGUAUCCGUUAAAUCCUUUCGUCUAGGGAAGCUUAACGACGAAUAUUUUCAAACGGUUGAAGAUCUCGGUCGACGAAUCGAGGAAGAAGAGGCUCGAAGAAGUAAAUACAUCAACACAUGUAAAUCUCCAGAAGAAAGAAUGGCGAAGACAGUUCAAGCAGCCAAGCUGGAAGUCCGUAAAGACUCCGAGGUGGGCAAACGGGAAUCCUUCCUGGAAGGACUUACCCAGUCCACCAUCGAUUUCAAGUUGGAAACCAAAAUGAAGCGGCUGCUGGCCAAAUACCGGGAGCGAAAGGCCAAGGAACGGCUUCGACGAUUGGAGUGGGAAGAACUGAAGCGCAAAAAACCGGAUCCCAACGUUAAUCACCCGGAGGAUGAUGUCGCCAUCAAGGAAGCUGCAAAUACCAUCGGGGACUAUAAGCUGAAAACCGAUCCCGAAUAUGAGCCGAACGAAGAAGAGUUGGAAACAACGCUGAUGAAAUACCGGGAUCUGCUUCGUGUACGAGAACAACUGUUCACUAUCCGAAAUGACUAUAACAAAGAGCUGUUUGCGUUGCGAGCGAAGAAAAAGGAUCUCAUCCAACACGUGGAAUAUAAAACUAAGAAACUGUUGGAAAUUCACGAGGAACUUCCGGAAGCUGACAGAAAAAUGGUACCUAUCAAAAUUGAGAUAGACUAUAAGCUGGAAUAUCCGGAAGAAGAGUUCAAAAUGGGAGAACCCGAACCCUCAGUUGAAACAAAUCCAGAUACCAAGAAGAAAGUUCCAUUGAAUCCGAUUAAUAGUGCUUACGUAGAACGAAUUCAAAAAUACGUCCUAGGACUAGCACCUGCUCCAGAUGGAACUCCGUAUACUCCGUUGGGGACUCAAUGGGAAACGGAAAUGCGGGAAAUGCGACUGAUGAAAUCUCGCUUCAAGCAGGAUAAAAUUAUCGAUCAGAUCACCAAAAUAGUUGACACCUUCGACAAGGCACUUCUAGACCUCGCAGAAAGAAGGCUAAAAAUUGAGGUGGAUGCAAAGUAUUUGGAAAUAUUUCAGCUAACUUUGUACCAAGAGCUUUGGAUACUGAAGGAUUUCGAGAAAAUCGAACGCAAAAUGAUUGACACGGUUGAAGAGUUGUCUCGCGAAAGAAACGAGCUGAUAAUAUCUGUUAUGGACUCCAAACAUGCUAUCGAAUGCUCCAAGCUUAAGAUGGAAGAGUUCCGCAUGGAACAGAAAGAAGUAUUCCAGCAGUUCACCUCCAGUUGCUCCAACAAUCCGUUUACACCAUUCCUCAAGCGGAUGUUCAAGAAAAAGUACAAACCAGCCAAAGUGACAACCGAUAAGGACGAGAGCGAAUCGUCUAGCGAGUAUUCGUCGGAAGACAUCGAUGCGCUGGAGAAUGCGGUGGAAAACGAAAUCAGCAAGAUCUUCUUGGACGAGCAACCGUGUCCGGAGGGAUGCGAUCCGGAUCUUUAUGAGCUAACGAAAAGGCUGCGGAAGGAGAAGCUAGAACUUGAGCGACUACACUACGAAGAGAAUCGUCUGUUGAAGGAUACGAUGAAGUUCUUGGAAAACCUUAAAAUGCAGCUGGCUGCCGUCGAGGGAAAGUUGGCGGAUAAACGACAGGAGCUGUUGAGCUUCAGGCGCGAGAAGCAAGCCCGGCUCAACGAUAUCAACACCCUGGUGGUUCUGAAAAUGGAUCAGAUGCAGUACUUCCGAACGGAAACCGAGUUCUACGAUGUGGAGAACAGUUUGCUUUUCAACAACGAGAAACUGAUGAAGCUGUACUCUCGAGUAGGGCAGUUGGCCAUAGAAACGUUGGAAACAAAGCGCAAACAUCGCAUCAAUGUGGUUCAUCUGGCUCGAAUGAGAACGGAUAUCAAAUAUAUGGAACAAAAGAUUCACAGCUUGAAGGAGGAACUGACUGAAACGAUGAUUAAAAAGUUUGGUAGAGUUGUGAAUCUGGAUGAGCUAGAGGAAACGAUCUUAAGAAAGUUUGCCUUCGAAAUAAGGGCCAACAUGGAUGAGGUGAAAAAGAGCUACGAGGAGAGAACAGCUCAUUUGAAAAAUUUAUACGGGAAGAAACAAACCGAGCUGACGAAAGUAAUACAGGAAGGUACGGAGAAGCUACAUGUUCUAACUGUACUACAAGAGGAAUAUAACAAUCUAACGAAAAUGUUAGAGCAGCAAGACAAAAUUAUGGAAAAACGAGGAGGUCAAACUCAAAUCAAUUACGACAGCGAUUUGAAGAAGCUGAAACAAAUCGCCAAAACUCAAAAAGAACAGAUAAGCUUACUGCAACGAGAAAUUAGAACACUUAGCAUGAAAUGCAAACCUUUAACCGGGGAACCUGCGCAAAUCGUAGAAACCGUCGUUGUGCCUGCUAAAGCAAAGACAGUCAAGGUCGCAGACGAAACGACUUAUCCUAAUGCGAUGGAUUCGGCUCCUCCAAGUACCAGAGCCAGUUCGCCCGAUAACUUCCUAUACAACGAAAUUUUCUCACUGGUAGACGAAUUUCUUACGGAACAUCUGGGAACUAUAGUACAGAAAACCGACAUCAAUCGCGUUGUUACACAUCUUUCGCAUUAUCUCUCGAACAUUAUAGCCAAUUUCGCUCCGGAACAUGCCAGUGACCUGUUGCCACACAUCAUAGAGAACUUCAAAUCAUUUAUUCCAGAAGAACUGCUGCUCACCAUUCCACCUCAAUCGAUUGCAGAGCUUAUCGAGAACAUCUUCCGAACCUUCAAAGAGGGCUACGAUAUCGAUACGAAAGAAAUUCUCACCGAAAUUAUCAAUAACAGUCUCGAAAUGGUACCGCCUGCGUCACAGAACUACUCGUACAACAUACUGACGGAUAUUCUGAAACAAGUGCUGUCCACUCUUCACGUGACCGAUAUCAACCAUCCGGAUACGAUACAUUUCAUCGCCAAUGGGCUGCGUAACAAGCCUGGCAUCGAUCCUGCGGCCGUCAAUGUGGAACAGCUAACCAACGAUUUGGUGCAAUACGCUGCAGAAAACAUGGUCGAUGACUUCAGCCGUGAAUCCAUCACCUCCAUCAUCGAGGGCAUUCUCAAAGAUAGCGCUGCUAAGUAGAUUGGCGUUGAUGCACCAACAGUUCGAUUCCAAACUUUUUUUUGACAAAUGUGUGUAUGUGUUUGUUUUUGUGUUCUUAUCUCAUCAUUUUCAUUUUUUUUUUUUUUCAAUAAACCAUUACU
This is a messenger RNA of Uranotaenia lowii, 6900 nucleotides long. Its product is annotated as cilia- and flagella-associated protein 44. Lineage: Eukaryota; Metazoa; Arthropoda; Insecta; Diptera; Culicidae. Bases 983 to 6778 code for a protein of 1931 amino acids. The transcript is spliced from 9 exons. Gene Ontology annotation, molecular function: protein binding. The record is from RefSeq and is a predicted model, not a curated record.